Messenger RNA from Arxiozyma heterogenica, 573 nucleotides. It is a transcript of the gene RPS9B, whose product is annotated as 40S ribosomal protein uS4 RPS9B. The record is from RefSeq and is a predicted model, not a curated record. Gene Ontology annotation, biological process: ribosomal small subunit biogenesis; translation. The coding region runs from base 1 to 573 and encodes 190 amino acids. Gene Ontology annotation, cellular component: cytosolic small ribosomal subunit. Gene Ontology annotation, molecular function: structural constituent of ribosome; rRNA binding. Lineage: Eukaryota; Fungi; Ascomycota; Saccharomycetes; Saccharomycetales; Saccharomycetaceae. The transcript has 2 exons.
AUGCCAAGAGCUCCAAACACUUACUCUAAGACUUACUCUACUCCAAAGAGACCAUACGAAUCUUCUCGUUUAGAUGCCGAAUUGAAGUUGGCUGGUGAAUACGGUCUAAAGAACAAGAGAGAAAUUUACAGAAUUUCUUUCCAAUUAUCUAAGAUUAGACGUGCUGCCAGAGACUUAUUAACCAGAGACGAAAAGGACCCAAAGAGAUUAUUCGAAGGUAAUGCUUUAAUCAGAAGAUUGGUUAGAGUUGGUGUCUUAUCUGAAGACAAGAAGAAGUUAGAUUAUGUUUUAGCUUUGAAGGUUGAAGAUUUCUUGGAAAGAAGAUUACAAACCCAAGUCUACAAGUUAGGUUUAGCUAAGUCUAUCCACCAUGCUAGAGUUUUGAUUACCCAAAGACACAUUGCUGUUGGUAAGCAAAUUGUCAAUAUCCCAUCUUUCAUGGUCAGAUUAGACUCUGAAAAGCACAUUGACUUUGCUUCCACUUCUCCAUUCGGUGGUGCCAGACCAGGUAGAGUUGCCAGAAAGAAUGCUGCUAAGCACUCUGAAGGCGCUGAAGAAGCCGACGAAGAAUAA